Molecule: messenger RNA, 2271 nt
Organism: Tachysurus fulvidraco (yellow catfish)
Lineage: Eukaryota; Metazoa; Chordata; Actinopteri; Siluriformes; Bagridae
Exons: 1
Biological process (GO): DNA integration
Molecular function (GO): nucleic acid binding
Source: RefSeq, a predicted model, not a curated record
AUGGAAGCCUUUCCGCCAGAAGAUUGUGCCCCAGUAAUCAAGGACCUAGACCUAAGUGGAGAAACUUCGCCCACACAACGGAGUUUAGGUCUGCUAUGGGAGAUCACGACCGACACAUUCACUUACUCUGCAUCAACAAUUACCAAACCAUUCACCCGGCAUGGUGUCCUCUCCAAUGUAAACAGUGUUUUUGAUCCUUUGGGUCUGCUGGCACCCGUCACGAUCCAGGGAAGAGCCCUUCUCAGAGAACUUACCUCUGAACAGCCUGACUGGGACACACCUCUCUCUGAGAAUGAAUUAAGCAAAUGGCAAGCCUGGAAAGAUUCUCUCCAAGACCUAGAUCGGCUUCAUGCUCCACGUGCAUACACAACAACCUCACUAGUCGAAACAGUGCACACAGAAUUGUGUGUAUUCUCAGAUGCAUCUACCAAGGCCAUAGGUGCUGUGGCAUAUCUGAAAGCACUUCAGAAAGAUGGACAAGUAGAAGUAGGAUUUGUCAUGGGCAAGGCAAAAUUAGUACCCCUGUCUGAACCUACAAUCCCAAGGCUCGAGCUCUGCGCUGCGGUCUUAGCAGUAGAGAUGGCAGAUCUCAUUAAGGACGAGCUGGAUCUGGAGCUAAAUGAUAUAAAGUUCUUUACCGACAACAAAGUGGUGCUCGGCUACAUUUACAAUGAGUCAAAACGAUUCUAUGUGUAUGUCCACAACAGAGUUCAACGCAUCCAUCAGUCCUCAAAACCUGAGCAGUGGCACUAUGUGCGCACAGAAGAAAACCCUGCAGAUCAUGCAUCACGAUCUUUACCUGCACUAUGCUUGGCACAGAGUUCAUGGUUUACAGGUCCCUCCUUCCUGCGUCAGCCACCUCCAAAAAAGACACAAACGACUGAGAUGUUCGAACUAAUUGCACCCGAAAAUGACCCAGAAAUACGACCACAAGUACAAACAUGUAUUACUAACCUGAAAGAACCAGAGUUUACCUCUUACCGAUUCCAGCGGUUCUCCACCUUCACCUCCCUAUUAAGAGGAAUAUCAUUUCUAGUUCACAUAGUAAAAUCCUACAAUCACACCGUACCUAAAAGUAGUCACUUAAGGAAACUCAGUCCAAUCUUGGAGGACAACUUAAUUUGUGUUGGAGGACGACUAAAGUACUCUGAGCUUGCAACUGCAGAAAAGAAACCAAUAAUUCUCCCCAAAGAUAGCCACAUAUCAUUAUUGCUCAUUCGACAUCACCAUGAGCAAGUGAAACAUCAAGGCCGUCACCUGACAGAAGGAGCUAACAGAGCAGCGGGACUGUGGAUCCUGGGAGGCAAGUCAUUAAUUAAUUCAGUACUUCACAAAUGCAUAACCUGUCGCAAGCUGCGUGGAAAGUUGGAAGAACAACACAUGUCAAACCUGCCACCUGAACGUCUAAAGGUCUGCCCUCCAUUUACAUAUGUGGGGCUCGACGUAUUUGGACCGUGGUCCGUCACAAGCAGACGCACCAGAGGAGGACAUGCGGAGAGCAAGCGGUGGGCCAUCAUGUUCUGCUGCAUGAGUUCAAGAGCAGUGCACAUCGAGGUCAUUGAAUCAAUGGACACGUCGAGUUGCAUAAAUGCUCUCAGGCGCUUCUUUGCACUCAGAGGCCCUGCGAAACAGCUCCAUUCCGAUUGCGGUACCAAUUUCAUUGGAACGUGUAAGGAGCUCGGAAUGGACAAAGUGGUGCAGAAGUACCUCAGCGAGCAAGGAUGCAGCUGGGAAUUCAACCCACCUCACAGUUCUCACAUGGGAGGUUCGUGGGAGCGCCUGAUAGGCAUUGCCAGAAGAAUCCUAGAUUCAAUGUUUCUCCAGCUGAAAACACGUUUAACCCACGAAGUUCUUUGCACACUAAUGGCAGAAGUUACUGCUAUCAUAAAUGCACGACCACUCGUACCCGUGUCUGCAGACCCAGAACAGCCAUUCAUACUCUCACCAUCUAUGCUCCUCACACAGAAGACAGGAGUCCCGCCUCCUCCCGGAGACUUUACGGACAAGGACUUGUACACAAAACAAUGGAGACAAGUUCAGGCUCUCGCAAACCACUUCUGGACCCGCUGGAGACGAGAAUACUUACCUUGCUUACAGCACAGGCCAAAAUGGACGGUACCUCGCAGAAACCUACAAGUCGGAGAUCUGGUUCUGCUCAGGGACAAGCAGACAUCUCGCAACUGUUGGCCCAUGGCCAGAAUUUCAGCCAUAUUUCCUGGAAAGGAUGGCCAUGUAAGAAAGGUUGAAGUCACCACGACUGACCAAGGCAAU